Molecule: messenger RNA, 1254 nt
Organism: Lycium barbarum (goji berry)
Lineage: Eukaryota; Viridiplantae; Streptophyta; Magnoliopsida; Solanales; Solanaceae
Product: receptor-like protein 33
Exons: 4
Coding region: 1-1254 (417 amino acids)
Cellular component (GO): plasma membrane
Molecular function (GO): protein binding
Source: RefSeq, a predicted model, not a curated record
AUGGGCUGCCUAUUUCUUGUUCUUGUUUUUGUGUUGCAACAUCCAAUUGUUAUCUUUUCAAGUCAUUUAUGUCGCCAAAGCCAGAGCUUGUCUUUGCAAAAGUUGAAGCAAAAAUUGGCCGUGGAUGACUCUUCUUCUGCUAAUUGUGAAUUCAAUGGUCACUUUCCCUAUCCAAAGACACUUUCUUGGAAUAGAAGCACUGAUUGUUGUACCUGGGAUGGACUAACAUGUGAUAGAGUUACAGGUCUUGAGGAGUUGAGAUUUGGACCUCACACUUUCAAAAUGCUCCUUCAAAACUUAACUCAAUUGAGGGAGCUUUACCUCACCUCAACAUACAUCUCUUCAUUACUACUUCUCUCAGGCCGCUACUUCUUUAGAACCAUUCCUAAAUCUAUUGGGAAUCUCAUACAACUCAAUAAUUUGCACCUCCUAUCGAACAACUUCAAUGGUUCACUGCCAUCAACAAUCUCAAAUCUGGUACAACUUGUUGAAUUUGAUAUUUCAUCUAACAACCUUACUGGCGACAUUCCAAAUAUUUUCAACAACUUCACCAAGCUCAAAUCUGUAUCCCUGUCAUAUAACCUAUUUCCAGGUGGUAAACUUAACGAAGUUAGAUACAACUUGCUAGAAGUUCUUAAUGUGGGUGAGAAUAAGCUUCAUGGACCUAUUCCAACAUCAUUUUCUAAACUUGUGAACUUGACAACAGUAGAUCUUUCUACAAACAACCUUUCUGGUGGUCUAGAUAUUGCCAUGUUUUCAAACUGCAAACAACUUAGACGCCUUGGUCUUUCUUUUAACAAUUUGAUGGUAUUUUCCAGCCACAAAGAUGUGACCUUGCCCAGUUAUAUCGAAAGUUUGUAUGCAUCUUCUUGCAAUAUAAGGGAAUUAAAUUUCUUACGAGCUGCAAAAAACAAUUGUCAUUUAGAUCUUUCCAACAACAAGAUCCAUGGAGAACUUCCUGAUUGGGCAUGGUCUAACUGUAACAAAUUUGAAAGUGAUAUACCAAAAUCCAUUGGCAAUCUUGGUUCACUUCGCGGGUUGAAUUUGUCCCCUAACAGCCUUAUUGGACCUAUUCCUAAGUCCUUUGGAAAUUUGUCUGUUCUUGAGUCAUUAGACCUAUCGUGGAACCAACUGUCGGGGAAUAUUCCUCAAGAACUUGCUACACUGAAGUCUCUGGCUAUCAUGAAUUUGUCACAGAACCAUUUGAUGGGACACAUACCUAGAGGUCCACAACUUGAUACAUUUGCAAAAUGA